UCCCCUCCGCGAAACGGCGUUUUACCUCGAUUCCCUCGCGCCCGGUGCGUCCUGGUUUAUAUCCCGGCGCUGCCCACGUCCCGCCGGAUUAUGCUGCCAACUUUACCUUGCGGCACAGUGGCCGUGAGCGAAAUCUGCGGUGGAAACCAACGAGGGGAAAUUCCUCCGCGCAGCGCGCCAUUGACUGUAAAGACCUUUCAACUUAACAAAAACUGAAGUUGAUAAACGCAUCCCCGUCGGCCGAAACUGUGAGAAAGAGUUUGUUUUUUUCCCCUCGGCGAAGGGGCGAAGCGCGGGACGACGAUGCGGAACGCGGCGGAGGCUCGCGGGCGCGUCGCUGCCUUUCUGUAGACGAGCGACGGCGGUGCGGCGGCGGCGUUUUGUUUUGAUUUCCAUGUGAAACGCAAUUAGCGCUCCGCGGUGCUCGCUGCUGUGGCUCGCGCGGCGGAGCACACUCUCAACUUGCCUCUCGCGUUCGCGUCGCGAGCUCGAACAUGGAGCGCUACCAGGACGACUUGGCGCUGAUGGAGGACCUCUCUCUGUACGACGCGUACCGCGACGGGAUGUACGGCGCCAGGAGGGACUUGGCGAUUAACCCCGAUGUGGACUUUUCGGCACCGACGGCGGCGGAGCACAAAAGUACACCGAUGAACGGCACCUCCGUGCUCCACCAGCAGCAUCACACCGUGGAGAAUUUCACGUCUGGGAAUAAAGUGUACAACGCGGCUCCGGUGCGCCCCGUCAACUGCAGCCGGACCGUUCCCGUGGAUUUUUGUGCCCCGCAGAGGGACGCGGGUUACGGCGAGGACGGCCGCUGCACCACGUCCGAGGUGGCGCUGCCCUGCUACACGGGCGCCUCGGAGAGACACCGGAGGUACUCGCUGGAGGUGCAGGGCCACCGGUACAGCACGGGGUCCGCCUUCGACAAACCCGCGGCUCUGCCCGGCAACAGGUGCAACAGCGUCUGCAUCACCAGCGUCCACGACGGCCGGUGCAACGCCACGAGCCCCCGCUCCAGCCUGGCAUCGCCGCUGCCCCCCCAGGAGCAGGGCAAGCACGCGAGCCCCAGGUCGAGCAUCAGCAGCCCGCGUGCUAGUCUGGCGGCACCGGGUCAGGACAGGUACACCAGCCCCAGGUCUAGUCUGGUGCACUGCGAGGGCACCGGCGUCGUGAGCCCCAGGUCCAGCUAUGCGAGCACCGCCAGCGACACGAGCAAGCACUCGAGCCCGCGCACCAGCCUCAACAGCUGCGACUGCUGCAGCAAGCCCAGCAGCAACCGCACCAGCGGCAUCAGCAUGGGCUACGACCAGCGGCACGUGAGCCCGCGGUCGAGCACGGCGAGCCAGUACUCCUUCACCACCAGCCCCCGGUCCAGCUACUCCGACUCCCGCUACGGGCCCGUGGUGGGCAGCCACGAUCUGGACGGCGCGAUGCUGCACGCGCCGCUGGCGAGUCCUCGCGCCAGCGUGUGCAGCCAGGACGGGGGCGCGCGACCGGGGCCCGCGGCGACCUGCGUGGCCAGUCCGCGCUCCAGCAUCUCCAGCCACAGCUCGCGCAGCUCGCGCAGCUCCAGGGGCUCCAUGGGCGCCUACCCGGACCUGCAGCUGCCCUCGCCCCGGGCGUCCAUGCUGGGGGGCGGGCCGCACGAGGACGCGCUGCUGCAGGAGCUCGGAGACGCCGCCGGGGUCCAGAGUCGCGUGCAUCUCCAGAGGCCGUCGGCGGUGCCGGAGCCCGCGGGGCAGCAGUGCGCCCAGACGGGGGGAGGGGGGGCGGAGAUGAGCGUGGGCUCGCCGUCGUCCUUCUGUUACGGGAUGCCCGUGAGGACGGUGCCCUCGGGCCAGAGGCUCAAGCUGCCGUACCAGGUGACCCCCAGCAGGGAGAGCGGGCCGAGCCAGGCGGAGAGGCGGCUGGAGGCGCUCACCUUGGAGCUGGAGAAGGAGCUGGAGAUGCACAUGAAAAAGGAAUACUUUGGUAUUUGUGUCAAAUGUGGGAAGGGUGUCUAUGGAGCCAGCCAAGCCUGCCAGGCCAUGGGGAACCUGUAUCACACCAACUGCUUCACCUGCUGCUCCUGCGGGAGGAGGUUGCGAGGGAAGGCCUUCUACAAUGUCAACGGGAAGGUCUACUGCGAGGAGGAUUUCCUGUACUCUGGUUUCCAGCAGACAGCUGAGAAAUGUUUUGUGUGUGGUCACCUCAUCAUGGAGAUGAUCCUCCAGGCGCUAGGCAAGUCCUACCAUCCCGGCUGUUUCCGCUGUGUGGUGUGUAAAGAGGGUCUGGACGGAGUUCCUUUCACCGUGGACGUUGAGAAUAACAUCUACUGUGUCAAAGACUACCACACAGUUUUUGCUCCAAAGUGCGCUUCCUGCAAUCAGCCCAUACUGCCAGCACAGGGUUCUGAGGAAACCAUCAGGGUCGUUUCUAUGGACAAGGACUACCAUGUGGAGUGUUAUCACUGUGAGGACUGCGGUCUCCAGCUGAACGACGAGGAGGGCCACCGCUGCUACCCGCUGGACGCCCACCUGCUCUGCCACGGCUGCCACAUCCACCGGCUGCAGUCGCAGGUCAACGCCCACCCGCCCCCCGGCUACCCGCUCCACGUCACCGAGCUGUGAGGCGACGAGCCAGACCCGCCUCCCGGGACCCGGGACACCAGCAGGGGGCCACGACACGGCCGGCGCCCCCUCCAGCUUCAGGGAAGCUCUGUGUGGCCGUGUGAGCCCCUUGGCCGUGGCGUCACACACACACACACACACACACAGACACACACAGACACACACACACACACACAGUGCAGCUCCCACCGCAUGGCCUGGCUGUGUCGGGCCUGGGAAACAGGGUUUCCCAGGGGUCCUUUCCUGCCCACUUCCCCUGAGGUGCCUAACCCUUGACGCCCACACACUGGCUCACCCCCCGGGUGACGUCACACCUCCGGACCCCCGCACAUUCACAAACAGAGGGUUUUUUGGGAUGUAGGUGACAACGGACUCUUGUCUCUCCUCGCAUCCCUCUCUCCGAUCCCAUGUUUUUCACUCAGACUGAAGUGAUUUACUGCUGUCAGUACACCAGUGCUGUCACGUCCAGGAGCGUCAGGAAGACCAGGGAACGAACCCACUACAUUCCAGUGCUGGCUGGAGCGGACGGGCCCCAGGGUGGGCAUGCUGUGCCUUCAGAGUAGGCUCCCUCUGUGCAGCUCCUAACACUGAAACGGAGCGCUGCUAAAGGCUAUGCAAAGGACCCCCGGCGUCAUGACACAGGGCUUUGGGGGAAAACUGUUGACUCAUUCCUCUCCUCCCCCCCGCACCACCCCAACGUAGCACCGCGAGCCCGAUGGACCGACUGACAUUCCACGUAGAAGUCUUAGACAAGACCUCGAGAGAUUCACAAGCAGUGUCUUAAUUAAUAAUUAUAUUAUGACAGGAAAAAGAAAAUUUUAGACGCACAUAGAUUUUCUUUUAUAUAUGAAUAUAUAUUUUGCAGAUGUUUUCCACAUAAGAUCCUAGAUGUAGAGUCUUUUUUUUUUUUGUCUUCGCUGCCAACGUGAUAAAUUCAAACGUGAAAGACGCAGUCCGAAGCCUUUGAAGGUUCGGGGUCUGUUAAAUCAUUUCUCCUCCAGGACAUGGAGCCUGUUCCCGUCUGUCAGUGGGUCAGAGAUCCACAGGCCGAGUAGAGGCAGCUAACAGUGUUUGUCUUGAGUUGUCUUUUAUUCUUCUUUGAGUACCUAAUGGCUAAAGUGGCUGUUUGGUAACAGAUGUGCUCUGCAUUGUAACCUGUCCUUUUGUCGGCUGUCGACACCGCGGAGUGAAAAAAACUUUUUAUUCUUUAUUUAAUUGGAAAAUGGCAGGUAACUUAACAGAGCGACAUAAUUAUCAUUUCACCACAUGUAACGAUGGGUAUGUGACCGGUUGUUGUGUAUGAACACUGGUAGCUGUGCUGUAACUGGCGUGGAAUCAGCUGCUUCCCCUCUGCUCUAAAGAGACAAAACGCAUGUGAAGAGUCUGUACAUUUCAUCAUUUCAUCUGCCCGUCUCGUACUCAAGGAGGAAUGAAGCGUAUUGAAUUUUCGAAUACCUUUCGCUGCAGGUGCGUUCCCUGUCACAGUUUCCGGACACUGGCUUUUGUCACGUGAGCGCUGAGAUUGCGCCUGUCCGCAUGCCUUAAGACGCCACAGGUGUCUGUCUGUCUGUCUGUCUGUCUGUCUGUCUGUCUGUCUGUCUGUCUGUCUGUCUGUCUGUCUGUCUGUCUGUCUGUCUAGCGCUGGUCUGCUGUGAUGUCUGCUGCCCUGAAAAGGAUGGCUGCUGGUCCGGCCCGCUCUUUCAGGAGGUCUGUGUGUGUGUGUGUGUGUGUGUGUGUGUGUGUGUGUGUGUGUGUGUGUGUGUGUGUGUGUGUGUGUGUGUGUGUGUGUGUGUGUGUGUGUGUGUGUGUGUGUGUGUGUGUGUGUGUGUACCACUGGCAGCAUACAGCACAGCGACCCCCGCUCUCACUGCGUGGGCCCUAGUAUGAGGCCGCUCUCCGUCAGCAUCACACACUCGGCCCCAGACGUUGGUGUCUAAUUCUUGGCGAUUGCUUCUUUCUGGUACCGCGUCGACGGGCCUUCACACACAUUCCAGCCAACGCACCGGUAGCUGAUGCAAAGGACAUAUCAUCCUCUGACUGUAGCCGACUCCGUCAGUCCAGACAGACUGUUGCCAAGUAUUAUUUGCACUAACGCUGGCCCGGCUCUUGUUCUUACUGUAAAGUGUAACACACACAGGUCUGAAUGAGUACUACUGAAUGUGUCCAGAGCAGAGACUGAAGGCAGGGGUUCCCGCAGACAGGAAGUGCUUUUAAUGUAACCCUACGUAAUGAGAUUCAUUUGAAUGUAACAAUGAUUAAUGUCUGUUCUCCUCCCAGCUGUAAAAGCAGAGAAGGACUGUGUGCCGUACGUGGGACGUUCCUCCUCUCGUGACGCGUGUUUAACCUCAGCUUUGUACAAGGGUUCUGGACAAGUAAUGUGUGCUAUACUUGAAAAAUGAGCCCCCUCAAGACACUUAACUCGACCAGCAUCCCCUUUAAAUUAAAUAUGUCUUAAUCCACCCGUACUACGUCAGCGCUACCUAUGUUUCUGUCACAUAGCACACAGCUCGUUCCCCUGUACAUAAAACGCUCGUUUGUCAUUUUAUCUUCCUGUCGAAAAUCACUUGGAAGGAGACGACUCGUUCUCCGACUGGUAGUUCCUAUAAGCACAUCUUGACGACUGUCACGCAUCUUUUGUAUCGCUAAGUGUUUUGAUUACCUAGAUGGUUCAUAAAAAGGAAACUAGAUCUAUUUAUCUAAACGUGAAAAAGUCUAAAGUUAUUUAAUGUAUUAAAAAAAAUCAGGACGUAUCAUUUAACUGUAGAUGACAUAAUCUGCUUUUACAAUAAAGUGGUUUGUAGCUAA
Molecule: messenger RNA, 5414 nt
Organism: Betta splendens (Siamese fighting fish)
Lineage: Eukaryota; Metazoa; Chordata; Actinopteri; Anabantiformes; Osphronemidae
Gene: wtip
Product: WT1 interacting protein
Exons: 8
Coding region: 495-2609 (704 amino acids)
Biological process (GO): cytoskeleton organization; regulation of DNA-templated transcription; positive regulation of miRNA-mediated gene silencing
Cellular component (GO): P-body; transcription regulator complex; adherens junction
Molecular function (GO): transcription corepressor activity
Source: RefSeq, a predicted model, not a curated record